AUGUAACACCCUGGCAUACAUAGUUGACAGAGGUAUUGCAGAUCUCGCAGCUGUGGAAUAUGUGGCCCACAUCUGAGAAGGCUGCGUGUGUGACUGUUUAGGCCAGAAGACAGAGAUGGACAUCCUGGAAACGAGUGCUCAUGACCGCAGACAACGCAGGAACACGACCUGUGUGCUGUUUCUUUAUCUCCUCCCUUUUUUUGCAUCCUGUACGAUAUACUUCUACCUGUGGAUCCCAGACUCCGCCCCCUCUCUUCUGGCCGCUGGCAUUAAGGCCGCUCCCAUCCUCUGUCUGGUCCUUCUGGUGCUCAGCUAUAAUGGGGGGUGGGGUCUAGUGGGCGUGGCUGGAGGGUUGCUGCUCUCAGCGGGCGGAGACUGUUGCCUUAUUUGGCCAGAACUUUUUAUCCAUGGACUGGGCUGUUUUGCUCUGGCCCACUUGCUUUACUCUAUUUCCUUCCUGUCCUCUCGAUAUUCUGCAACAUCUUCGUCUGCCUCGUACUUUAUUCUCUACCUCAUCCUGUGGUUGUUCGGCAUUGGAAUGUAUGCUUACCUGGUGCCCUUCCUACGGCUUGAACCAGAAGCUGACCUUCUCGUCCCAGCCAUAGGGGGUUACAUACUGCUCAUUGUUAUCAUGGCCACACUGGCUGCUCGUACACGGCGGCCGCUCAUCCUGCUGGGCAGCCUGGUCUUCAUGGCUUCUGACCUCACGAUUGCACUGACAAAGUUCAAUGUCUUUGAUGUAGAAUACAAAAAGCACAUUAUUAUGACAACAUACUACCUGGCACAGCUGAUGAUUGCGCUGGGUGACGUGAAGGCAGUGCUGGAGGAGGAUGCUGAUGAUAUCCACAAGUGGAAGAGAUCAUAAGACUGCUGUUGAUGACUGAUGUUGGUUCAGUGAAAGGUUAAUCACUGUAUAAAAUGGUUACAGGACAUGCUUACUGUACAUCCCUAAAUAUAAGAAAUAUUACACAGUCUGACCUAUCAACUAAGACUUUUGUCUAGCUUCACUACAGCAGAUGAACUUGGCCUAACAGACUCUGCUGAACUGAACUGAUUUGAUUACAUUUAAAACAACUGUAUGUAGUUUUGCCCAUCUCUGCGACUUUGGAGCCCCCAACAGUUAAGUGAAUGGAAUUCAAUGUCGUAAAUACCACUGUUGUAAAGCAAUCCGCCCUUUUCGUGGCAUUUCGUACCUGCUCAACAAAGAAUUAGGCCCUACAUAUUCCCAGAACAGACAUUUUGGGGCUAGUGUGAGAAAGAAACCGAAUUCCUUUGACUUGUUAGAAGUCAGUGUACCUUCAGAAUGAUUUUGAAACCGGUAUUCCAAAGACAAUAAUCUUACAUACAGUUGCUAAAGGUAUUAAAUAUUUCUUAUCCAACACAAAUAUUUAUGCUCCGAUGCUCCACGAUACUCUAACCUUUGCUAGUUUCUAGAGCAGAGAUGAGUCUGUCACAUAUAGUAAUAUAGCACAUGAAGUCACAGUGUUACAGAUUUGUUUAUUGACUGAUUCAUGGUACUUUGUAAUUCUGUUGACUUUAUGUAAUGAAUAUAUUAUAGUAUAGGCUAAAACAUCAUGGAAUGUUGUGUUUUUGUGGCAUGCAAUCCAAAAGUCAGAGAUCACUUUUAAAUAAAAUAAAAGCA
Sinocyclocheilus grahami is the source of this 1642-nucleotide messenger RNA. RefSeq names its product lysoplasmalogenase-like. NCBI's taxonomy places the organism in Eukaryota, Metazoa, Chordata, Actinopteri, Cypriniformes, Cyprinidae. Gene Ontology annotation, molecular function: hydrolase activity. The record is from RefSeq and is a predicted model, not a curated record. Gene Ontology annotation, cellular component: membrane. The coding region runs from base 116 to 865 and encodes 249 amino acids. The transcript has 3 exons.